Molecule: messenger RNA, 3351 nt
Organism: Anthonomus grandis grandis
Lineage: Eukaryota; Metazoa; Arthropoda; Insecta; Coleoptera; Curculionidae
Product: angiopoietin-2
Exons: 10
Coding region: 264-2435 (723 amino acids)
Source: RefSeq, a predicted model, not a curated record
CGGCGAGUACCACAAGAGCCGUUUAGUAUCACAUUAACGUUCAUUCAAUUCGGCGGAACCGUCUAAGAAUCAAAAGUGACAGGUGCUGUAGUACUACCGUACCGUACCGUAUUUACGCAUAAUUUUUAGCUUUUUUAAAUAAUUUUUUCCGAAAAAAAUUGGAUUUGUUUUUUGUUAAUGUAAUUUUACCUUAACUUUUUUUAAGUACUGAACAACAUCGUCUUAAAAUAAGAAAAAAGGAUUCUUACGUGAGGGUUGGAAUCAUGAGGUAUCAUUGGAUAGUGCCUCUCGCGUUACUCGUGAGUACCGUGAGUGAGUUAGCGGUGGGCGUGUCAUCGCGUUUACCGCGCACGAGUGCUGCGCAACUCGCCGCUCAAAAUAAGACUGUGAGGAGUAGUGCUGUAAAUAGGACUAAUGUGAGGCCCGGCUUUAAGACCAGGGGAACAUCAAAAACCAUUCUUGCUGAUCAACAGACCAAUGAAAGUACCAAUAGAGAGCAACACCUUUUCGGAGUCUUCGAAUCAAUCAUAUCCACAUUAGAAACCAAACUCCAAAGAAUUGAGAACCUCGACAAAGCGGUAGAACAUCUAAUGAGAAGAGUGGAAACCCUUGACUCACGUGUGAACAACAAUAUCGACAAAACCGACUCGGUUAUCUUAAAGCUACGAAACCUGGACACAAAACUAUUUGAAACAGCUGCUGGCGUGGAUAGAAAACUAAUCUUUGAUGACUCAGUAACUUUAAAUAAAAAACUGGUGUCCUUGGAUCAAAAGGUGAGUGAUAUUGAUUCAAAACUCAACGGUUUAAAAAACCAACUGGAUAACAAUUACUUACAAAAUGAAGAUAUUAAUGUGGAAGCAAGUGAGAAACGACCAGUUAGCAUGAACGUGGUUGAAAUAUCUAAGGCAUUAAACACAGAAGUUCUGAAUCAUAUUACUAAGGAGCUUGGGCAAGUGAGAGAGACCACCAGUACUAUGGACAAGAAGUUACAAUACCACAUUAACUACGCAACAGAAAACAUGGGAAAGAUCAUCAAUAUGAUCUCAGAUAUUCAUCAAGCGAUUGUAGAAGAAACAAAAGGUUAUCACGAAGAAAGGUUUCAGAGAAAUGGCAGCACUACCACCACCACCAGUAAACCAGAAGUCACUAGGUCUAGUAAAAUUGAUAGUCUGGUGCAACAGAUGAAACCUAUGAUAUCUGUUUCUGAAAAAAUGGAUGAGGUGUGGAAUGUAGUAGUGGGUACCAAAAGCUCCGUAGAUGACUUGGUACCUAAGUCGGAUGAGCUCCUAACCCAAACGCAACGUCAAGAACGGGCCAUAGGAGAAAUCCAUAAUGAUUUACGAUCAAAAACUAACAAAAUCAUCGCAAACUUGGAUAAAGUUGAAAUGCGACUAAAAAAACAAGAAGAUGAUGUUGCCACGUUGGCCCAACGACCUGUGCCAGCCGAUAUUCUUUUGUCAGAACCAAGUCUCGACAUCCCUGACUACGAUCAACCUCGAUUCGACGAAGAAGAUUUCACCGUAAAUGCCCAGUAUACGACCUUACCACCGCCAUCUACCAGUAACCAAUCAUCGUAUGUCGUUCAGAGUGGUAACUUUAGUAACGUGUCAAAUAAUAGUAACGUUGCCAGUACGACGGAAAAAAGGGCGGAAAAGAGGAAAGGCGGUGUGAUUUUUCCGAGUGUGAAAAAUAAGCCGCUAUUGAAUAAUUCCACUUUUGUGACCGAUGCGGUUACUAGUGUGAGGGAUAUUAGGGGCUACUCUUGUGCUGACCUCCUUACGGCCGGUAUGAGAACUUCUGGGGUGUAUCAUCUGCAAAUUAGAGGAACGACUUUUUGGUUUUUGAAGGUUUAUUGCGAACAGGAAGUUGCUGACGGAGGAUGGACAGUUAUUCAAAGGAGAAACGACUUUGGAAUACCACGGGAAAACUUUAAUAGAGACUGGAACGAUUACAAAAACGGAUUUGGAGAUCCCGCAAAGGAGUUUUGGCUGGGAAAUGAGAAUAUUUACAUGCUGACUAAUAACGAGGAAUAUUCUUUGAGAGUUGAGCUUGAGGACUUUGAGGGAAAUAAACGUUAUGCUCAAUACUCUCACUUCAAAAUCUACUCAGAAGCUGAAUACUAUAAGUUGGAGAUUGAUGGCUACGAAGGAAACGCUGGGGAUUCCCUCAAUGAUCCUUGGUAUGGAAGUAAUAAUAGUCCGUUCUCCACAUACAACAGAGAUAAUGAUAGAUCCAGCUUAAAUUGUGCCUCAAUGUUAAAAGGCGGUUGGUGGUGGAAAUCUUGUGGAAGGGGAUUGAACGGACUAUAUUUAAAUGACCCACAAGAUCUUACAGCACGACAAGGAAUCGUGUGGUUCCGUUGGAGAGGCUGGGACUACACCCUAAAAAAAUCAGUGAUGAUGAUAAAACCCAAAAACUACCUCAGCAACACUUAAGACGCGAGAGGUGCCCAAACCAUAUUUUUUUAAGUAAACUUGUACAAAUUGUAUAUGUUUUUAUUUUGGAAAAUAUUUUAUAUAGCGCCAGUUUACAAUUAUAGAUAAGUUUUUGUAUAUCUGGGGAGUUAGUGCUCCUAAAGAGGCUUUCCAUGUUCCUUUUCCAAAAGAAAUGGAGAGUUUUUUUGUAACGAACGCACUGUAUAUUUUCAUCAUUUAUCACCAUAUUUUGAAAGUUUAUAAUAAAAAGAAAAUUAGCUACACAAGUUAAUAAAAUAAUCAGCUAUUACAAGAAGUAAAUCUGGGUCAGUAUGUAAAUGAACCGACUGCUUGCUGUUCGAGUUUCGAACGUUGUAGCCUUCUUAAGUCAAUCGCUUACGUAACGUAUUAGGAUUACGUAAGGUACCGCCGGCCCUUUAAAUAGCAUUAAAUUUAUUUUACCAGGGAGGUUUAAUAGUUUUUUUUUUAAUUACUUUCAUCAUCUGUUUAUCAUUUUUUUUAUUUAUACAUUCAUAUUCACCAUUUAGCAGUAUUAUAUACUAGUAAAAAUACACUGUUUAGAAUAGUUUUGCUUAAUAUAUCAUGCUUUUGCACCUCGUCUAAAAUUGUAAGCUGGCUUGACACUUUAUAAAAAUAAUUAUUUAUCGCAUAUAACACAUCAGAAUCUAUAAAGUAUAACGUUGUCUCUUUUUAUUUUGUUGUAAAAAUAAGAGAAGAAAACUUAAGACUGUGACAAGGUGAAUUUAGAAGAGUUAUUGUGUAAGGAGAGUAUCGUGAAUUUUACAGAUAAAAUUUUCUUAAUUUUAAGAAAUCAGUUAAUAAGCUUAUUAUAUAAUUAUGUUGGUGUUAAUUGUAAAUAAUAUUUUAUAUCGCAAUUUUAAAUAUAAAAUAUAUAAUUAUUUAUAAGUUAUAAUAA